Pelobates cultripes (western spadefoot toad) is the source of this 330-nucleotide messenger RNA. Lineage: Eukaryota; Metazoa; Chordata; Amphibia; Anura; Pelobatidae. The record is from the annotation of a GenBank genome assembly.
AUGGAGGAGAAAGAGAAGAACCAGGACAAUGUGCAGGAUGGAGGAAUGAGAGAAGAACAAUUACAAAGUGCAAGAUGGAGAAGAGAGAGAAGAACAAGGACAACAUGCAGGAUGGAGGAGAGAGAGAAGAACAAGGACAACGUGAAUGAUGGAGGAGAGAGAGAAGAACAAGGACAAUGUGUAGGAUGGAGGAAAGAGAGAAGAACAGGGACAAAGUGUAGGAUGGAGGAGAGAGAGAAGAACAAGGACAACGUGAAGGAUGGAGGAGAGAGAGAAGAACAAGGACAACAUGCAGGAUGGAGGAGAGAGAGAAGAACAAGGACAACGUGA